AGGACCUUUAUUUUGAAGGCGAAGGUUUUCAGCUGUGGGGAAUGUAAACAGUGCUGGACAAAAGGUAAUGCGAAUUUUCUUUCUCCCUUCAAUGAAGCUUCUUCGCACCUUCGACACGCUGAAGAUUCAAAGUUCUCGAAGCAGCUAUCAGUGUAAACUGGCUAAAAGUGAUUGUUAAUGAAACCGCAUAACCUUUACCUCACUCCAUGUCAAUGUGCUCAGCCCUACUGCCCCGCCGCUCCAGGGUGUGGCGUGGUGUUUCUCCAGCGCUCAAACACAUCAGAUCCGCCAGUGUAGCUGAGCCGGGCACAAGAAGAUCUAAUGAGGAACAACUCUGGGAGGCAGCAGGACACCUGCCGUUCUCCAGAGCCAAGAUAGGAUCUUUCUUUCAGGAAAGGCCAGUGCUGAAGAACCCAUUUCUAGAGGAUGCCUUGCUCAGAGGAUACCUGAGAAGACACCUGCCCCAGGAGGCAGCUUUCUCAGACUUGUGUGCAUUUGGAGAGCGUGUUGCAAAUGAAGUGGACGGCUGGGGAAGAGAGUGUGAGGUUACUCCUCCACGUUUGGUGCACUUUGACCCCUGGGGCCGCAGAGUGGACCACAUCGUGACCUCCCCGGCUUGGAAACGCAUGAAAGACCUGUCUGCACAGGAAGGACUGGUUGCCAUUGGUUAUGAGAGGUCAUUUGGGGAGUGGAGUCGUGUGUACCAAAUGAGCAAGAUGUACAUCUUCUCUCCCUCCUCUGGUCUCUACACCUGUCCUCUGGCCAUGACUGAUGGGGCCGCUAAAGUCAUCCAGUCCAUAGGUGUUUCAUGGCCGGUGGAUGAAGCUUUCGAUCGUUUGACCACCCGUCGGCCAGAACGUUUCUGGACGUCCGGACAGUGGAUGACGGAAAGACAGGGAGGAUCUGACGUGGCCGGUGGCACAGAGACGGUGGCUGUUCCCCAGACAGAUGGUUCAUACAAACUACACGGCUUCAAGUGGUUCACCUCUGCUACGGACGCAGACAUGACUCUCACGCUGGCCAGAGCGCAGGACACAACAGGAGCAACCACACCGGGCAGCAGGGGUUUGUCUCUGUUCUACGGAGAGGUGAGUAGAGAUGAGGAUGGACGACUGAAAGGUAUAGAGGUUCAGAGACUGAAGGACAAGCUGGGCACAAGACAGAUGCCGACUGCUGAGCUACUGCUGGACGGCCUGCCGGCACACAAGCUAUCAGAGGAAGGGAGAGGUGUGGCCUCCAUUGCUAACAUGCUGACCAUAACCCGGAUCCACAACAGCACGUCUGCAGCAGCCGCGAUGAGAAGGGUGGUCCAGUUAGCUCGUGACUACGCCACUCGCCGAACUGCCUUUGGAAAGCUUCUUAAAGACCACCCGCUGCACAUGCAGACUCUCGCUAGGAUGGAGGUGGAGACUCGUGGGGCGUUCCUUCUGGUGAUGGAUGUGUGUCGUCUGCUGGGCCGAGAGGAAAGCGGCAUGGCAACGCAGCUUGAUGAACAUCUGCUGCGCCUGCUCACUCCUGUGGCCAAACUGUACACUGGGAAGCAGGCGGUGGCUGUGGUGUCAGAGGGUUUGGAAAGCUUCGGUGGCCAGGGCUACAUUGAGGAUACCGGGUUGCCUGGUCUACUUCGCGAUGCACAGGUGUUGAGUAUAUGGGAAGGGACCACAAAUGUUCUGUCUCUGGACGUGCUGCGCUCUGUGGCUCGUAGCUCAGGAAUGGUUCUUCAUGCUUACUUCACCCAUGCCAAGUCCCUGCUUGCAGGUGCAUCAAAUGUGUCUUCAUUGUCCCCGGCGGUGAAAGCAGUAGAUGGUGCUCUCUCUGAGCUGGAGGACUUUGUUCAGACAGCAGCUACAAGAGCACCCGGCUACCUGGAACUAGCAGCCAGAGACCUGGCAUACAGCCUGGCUCGCAUCUACACGGGUGCUCUACUCAUUGACCAUGCAUGUUGGAAAGGAGCCUCUUCAUCUGACACCUAUGCGGCUCUCAGGUGGUGUGAAAGAGACUUGUGUCCUGUGGUAACUAAACAGGCGAGAGGCUGCUACGAUCUCAGCACUGCAGCACUCGAUGCUGCGCUGGUGUAUGAGCGGCCCAUCCGAGGCUGAAUGAGGUGAGGCCACAGCUGUGCCUCACUCAAAACUCAACUAUGUGGCAGAUCCACUUACUGUAUCCCACUGGUUUUAAAUUGUGUAGAUUACUGAGACCAUGUAUUAUUAAAACAAAUUAAACCCAGAAAUGAAAAUGAACAUGGAGGUUUUUAAUAAAAUGUAGUUCUGUCUAUCUGAAGCAGUUAUGUGAUUUGGUAGUUCUGAUAUUUACGUCUGUAUACAAAGUAUGUGCAAAUAAUACAGAUACUUUACUAGUAUUUAGUUUUACUAUUUUUGCACUGUCCAAAUGUUUUUUGGAAGCCUGGAUUCAUAAGCGGACAAACAAAACAUCAACCCUGGCUUUUCACAUUCACAGUCAAGAUCACCCCCACAGAUGGAUGUAAGAUCAACAAACCACAAAUAAACAAGAGCACAGGUCAGUCAGAAGCAAGAGGAGAAGACAAGCCCUGAUUGGCUCAGAUGGCAGGAGGGACUGAGAUGUGCGUAUAUGCUGCCUUCUUGUACUGUUAGAAAAAAAAUGUUGAGCUCCAAAACUGAAAAAU
This is a messenger RNA of Etheostoma cragini (Arkansas darter), 2644 nucleotides long. Its product is annotated as acyl-CoA dehydrogenase family member 11-like. Gene Ontology annotation, molecular function: oxidoreductase activity, acting on the CH-CH group of donors. The transcript has 15 exons. Lineage: Eukaryota; Metazoa; Chordata; Actinopteri; Perciformes; Percidae. The record is from RefSeq and is a predicted model, not a curated record. Bases 207 to 2099 code for a protein of 630 amino acids.